AUGGCCUUCACUUGCCAGACUUGUGCAAAACGCAAGGUCAAAUGCGACAAGGCGAAUCCCAUAUGUUCCAGCUGUCGCAGGGGCAAGCUCGAGUGUUCGUAUCAGCCGCCCCCUCCACGAUGGCGAAAGAGGAAAUUGGACGACGACGUCGACGUGCUCGCCAGGCUCGCUCGAUAUGAAGUCAUUUUGCAAAAGCACGGCUUAUUGGAAGCUGCCGAUGAUGCCCAGUCCAUGGUCGUCGCCAAAGGGGAACCGCUGCAGGAGCCGAUAUCUCUCCAUUGGAACGAGCCUGCAGCCUCGGGAACAGGCAAGCUUUUGGCCGGCCAAGGGACGACGAGAUACAUCGACAGCAGUCUCUGGCGAAACCUAGGAGAUGAUCAAACGCACCCCCUGUCCGAUGACGACGGCAACGGCAGUGACAAUUUUGAAGAGAGACAGCUUGCAGCUUCUGGAAUUUCUGGUGGUCCGGGUUACGCGUCUGACCCCUUGACGGAAGCGUUCGUGGGAUCCCAGCAGCUAGAGAACCUUGUCCGCUAUCACCCGACACACGCCCUAGCAAUAGCAUUGUGGGAGACGUACGUCGAGAACGUGGAGCCCAUUUGCAAAGUGCUACACAUUCCGUCGACCUUUGAGAUGAUCAAAACGGCUUCGCAGCAUCCAGAAACCGUGUCCAAGUCCAACGAGUGCCUGAUAUUUGCGGUAUAUCACUUCGCCGUCUUCUCCAUGACGGACGAAGACUGUUUAAAGAAAUCGGGGCAAUCGCGUGCCGUAUUGCUUCAGCGAUAUCAGUUAGUGACAAGCCAAGCUCUAGUAAAGGCGUCAUUUCUCAGGACAACCGACAUGUCGGUCCUGCAAGCUCUUGUCCUCUUCCUCAUCCCCUGCCGACAGUUCUAUGAUUCCCACACCUAUUGGAUUUUGACAGGGGUUGCCGUCCGCAUUGGACAGCGUCUUGGGCUUCACCGUGACGGAGAGAAGCUGGGCUUGCCGCCGUUUGACGUGCAGAUGAGACGGCGCCUGUUUUUCCAACUUCUUCCACUUGAUGGCAACGCCAGUCAAGUAUCAGGCGCAGGAUUUUCUGUCCUGCCCGACUCGUGGGACACCAAACAGCCUCUCAACAUAGAUGACGACCAGAUCUGGCCGGGAAUGACUGAAACGCCAGAAGAGAAGAAGGGCGCAACUGAUAUGAUCUUUUGCCUAUCGCGCUCCACCAUCGGAAGAAUUUUCGCCAAGGCGGGAAAGCCAGCGUCCAACGGGUCUGGCUCUGCCAAGUUCAAACACUAUAAUGAAGCUGAGCUCACUAUCCGUGAGGCCGAAAAGGAGAUGGAAGAGAAAUACAUCCGCUACUGUGAUGUUGUCAACCCGCUGCACUUUCUUGUCAUGGGCCUCGCCCGGUCAGGGAUCACGGCCAUGCGAUUGCGGAUUCGGCUACCAAGAGUCAGGAACCAGACGGCGACCGACGCUGAGAUGAGGGAACUGCUGCAACUUGCGCAGAAGAUAUUGGAUACCGAUGCCGCAGCCUAUUCACAUGCCGGCCUAAUACGCAAAUUCCGAUGGCAUAUCAAGCCUUUCUUCUUGUGGGGCAUGUGGGACUCGCUGAUUUUGAUUCUCACCACCCUGGCGAAUAGAUGCGAUCUGCUCUCGCCUGCAGAAAACGACGCGGCCUGGAAUAGGAUUGAGCAGCUCUAUCAGAACCACGAUGAACUUUUAGACCCAAAGCGAGCACUUCAUGUGGCGUUUGGACGGUUGGCGCUGAAGGCCUUUGAUGUCCGAUCAAGCACAGACGUGCCUGAGCCAGGAUUUAUCGCGACUUUGCGCUCCCUGCCGAAGAUAAUCUCACAGAACCGGAGGAAAGGAGAAAUGGGCCGUGACAAUGACGCAAAUCAGAUGGAUCCGAAAGGGGAUGCAUUGCUAUCCGGCGAUUUGUUGGUACCCAGCAACGCGAUUUUGAGCGACCUCCUUCCAGAAGAUUUCGGCAUUGGAACGGGCAACGAUUUUGAUCUCGAUGCUGAGAACUGGAUUUCCUGGGAUCAGUUAAUCCAAGACCAUCAAGCACAAGGGAGUUGA
Molecule: messenger RNA, 2064 nt
Organism: Lasiosphaeria miniovina
Lineage: Eukaryota; Fungi; Ascomycota; Sordariomycetes; Sordariales; Lasiosphaeriaceae
Product: fungal-specific transcription factor domain-containing protein
Exons: 1
Coding region: 1-2064 (687 amino acids)
Biological process (GO): regulation of DNA-templated transcription; DNA-templated transcription
Molecular function (GO): zinc ion binding; DNA-binding transcription factor activity, RNA polymerase II-specific; DNA binding
Source: RefSeq, a predicted model, not a curated record